CUUUGUCCCUCGAUGUUCCGACUGCUAUCUUGAUAUGUAGAUCCAGAGACUAGACUUGGGCCAAAGGACUAAAAUUCUACAAGCUUCUCCUGUCUAUCUGGUCAUCCUCCUCAUUGACGCCCGCUUGACGCGACUACGCACGACGUGAACCUAGAUGGUAUGCUCCUGUCUCAUGUCUCGCAAUCUGGAAUCUGCAACACCAACGUGCAAUUGGAUCACCAGCUCGACGACGUUCACACAAGAAGCCGCCGACACUCUAGGGUACAAUUUGGCCUGAAGUUGCAUCUACACUAGGCCUUGCUGGACAGCAUGUAUUUGGACUCCUCCUAGCACAGACGCAGUCCGGCAUUCACCUACCGGGUCUGCCUCUCCAAAGUCAAGGACUCAUUGCAAUUGAGCAUGCUCAGGGCGGCUGCCAAUUGACGCGAGCCUCUUGUGGCAUUUCCAGAAGCAUGGAGCCAGAAUUCAGUUACUCACUACCUUCGCCAACGGAUACUCCAUACCGCACACCGUCGAGUUCUCAGUCGACUCGAUCACGGCGUUACGACGACAUGUCACCUUCAUCAACACCGCCGCCAAUGCCCGAUGAGCGAGCCAGCAAGAGACGAAGUAAUGAUUCCAUCAAUCCUGCCCUCGACGAACACAUUUCUCCCCUCGACCCUCGAAGAUUCACUCCCACACUCCACGCCUCAUUGGUAUCAGAGAUUCUGUCGUUACGGAGAGACCUGGAAAGUCGAGCUGAUGACAUUGAAAAGCUGGAGAUCAGCCUCCACAAUGCGCAAUCUCAAAAUGAAAUCUUGAACAACAAUUUACACCAAGCCAACAAAGACACAAGAUCGGUAAAGAGGCAGAUGCAACUCCUCGAGGGAGGCACACUUUCGGCCCUAAAUGAACUGGCAAAGGAACGAGAUGAUGCCUUGAAUGACGUCUCAGAGCUGCGCAAGCGCCUCGACCAAAGUCAGAAGAAGGCAAAAAGUCAAGAGGAAACCGCAGAGAAGACGCAGACUCUAUGGGACAAAGAUAAAGAAGCAUGGUUGGCUGAAAAACGUGGCCUCGAGACCAAGGUCCAUAUCGCUGAAGGCCGUCUCAAGGUCGUACUGAGCGAAGUCGCCAAUGCUCACCAUCAUGUACCCCCUGUUUCUCCGACCGAGCGCGCAUGUCAGAGUCGGAACAGCUUCAUGGAGAGCCCAAGUAAAGGUUCCAUACUCGCCCGAAGAGGACGAAGGCAAAGCGCCACGUCGAUCAACAGCGACACACUUGGGGGCCGUGUUUCCGUCUUGAGCUUCCACAACGGUGUCACAGUGAAUCUGGCGGAUGAGCUUGCCUUUGACGAGAUGGAGGAAGAUAUGGCUAACAUUCCCGAGAACGAGGAGAACGAGGAGGACGGCCGCAUCUCUCCCGACGCUCUUCCAGAAGAGCAGAUUCGACCGGCCUCAAGUCUCUCCAUCAAGGCUCGCAAGAUCUUGGGUAUGCCUCUGGACUUCGAAGAGAUUGAGCGCAGUGAGAGCCCCGACCAAAAGCGGUCGAGUGUCGCAUCAAUAGAUGGUGUGCGCCGCCGAGCAAGUGUCAACUAUGUCGACACUGCUAUCCAGUUUUCACCACCACCUUCGCCCUGGCCGGCAACGUCUGUCAAUCGACAGUCGAAAUCCGUUCGACCAUCAGAGAUCGAAGUCGGAACCGUCAGGCAAAUGGGUGUUUCUCCUAGCCUGGUCAGUCCUGUCGACAGCGUGGACAUCUUGUGGGAGAAACAGCGACCGGUGAUGGUCUCUACUGCUUGUCAGACCGUGGAAGCCAUUCCAAGCCCACCACUCACUCCUAAGAAACAUGACAUCCCCUUAACCACAAUACCCGAGAGCGCUCUUGAGCGGGUGCCAACAGCUACAAUCGGCACCCAGACGGAAUCUGCUAUACCUGCAUUGGUCAUCAACAGUCACAAGCACACUGAGAGUGAAGAAACUGUCGAUCUCAAGAUCCCGUUGAUCGCAAUCAUUCCUCCUGGAUCGAGACCUGCCACACCUGAAACUAAUGUUGUGUUACCACCCCGAACCAGAAACGCAGGUACCCAGGUCACCUCUCAGUCUCUUGGCGGAUCCCAGUCAACAUCGAUGCAGACGGAAGAGAUUCGCGUCGAUAAACGAGCCAUUGUUCCACCCUCCGAGAUGCCACCUGCUCCGUUGUCAAGCCAUUUUAGAGCACCAAUCUCAUCCAUGACGGUGCCACCACCUGUUCCCCGGCCCCGAGUAACUCCUAUUCCCUCUACGCUUACUUCCAAGCGCGGUACAGUGGCUGGACCGUCCAGGGCACCUCCGCCUCCCAUCAAUGACAGCGGGCCACUCUCCAGAGAAUUCGCUUCUGGCAUGCCACGACCGAUCAGAUCCAGCAGCCUUUUUGCUGGAUUUGACGACGAUGCAGAAAACCGAGAUGAUCUGUUUGACGAGGGUAAUUUCCCAGAGGACGACAUUUUCAGCCGCCCUACCGCGAAAUUCGUGCUUAAGUCGGGCAAGAUGGUGUCGCAGGACCCUGUAUUGGAGGAUAUCGGCGAAAGUGUUGCGGUUAGCGCGGGUGAAGCAGCUGCACUGGAAAACCUCCGAUUUUCUGAGGAUGGCCUGCCUCCUGAAAUGAGGAGUAUCCUCUCCAAAGGCCGAACUAGCCCGCGUAAAGGCUCUCAAAGACAGAAUAUCGGUUCGAAAUUGAAGAGAGUGGCCUCGGUCAGAUCAAACAACAUGAGAAAAGCUGCUUUGAUCUCGAGUGGGACCGCGGCUCAUCGUACGUCGCAUUCGCAAUCAACUACAGCUUCGGUCGAGAGCAAUGCUCCCUUCCCAGUGCCUCUGAGGUACAGCUCUGCCAGGAUUGGUAAAUCAAUCAGUGAAGGCGGCAGAAGCUCGCCUGGAAGCAGCAACGCCUCACCUACCAAGCGGCCCAAGAACAAAUAUCCCAGACCAAUGCUGAGAAAGGCACGGUCAGGGCCUGCCAUCUCUCCUCACUCUCAAGGACGACGAGCUCGCAGUCGAUCACCUCCCCUUGAUCCUCGGGUUUCGAUUGUGCCGGAAAUGCCUAGCUUCCAAAUGCCGACAACAGAACCGGCGUCGUUUCUAGCAGAACCGUACAGCAACCCGCGCGAGGCAAGCGCACCACGUCCCUCUAUUGCUACUGGGCCUAGUCGACAAGGUGCUCAUACGAAGACCAAUUCAGACGCCGUGUCCAUGCAUCAGACAUCUGUGGUUGAUUCCAUCGCCCAGACGAUGGUUGGCGAGUGGAUGUACAAAUAUGUCAGGAGACGAAAGUCGUUUGGAGUCACUGACAAGGCCGACUGGGACAGCACUAAGAGCGUAGAAGAGAUAUCUCAGAGUGUUACAAACAAUGGCGUCCGUCACAAAAGAUGGGUAUGGCUUGCUCCUUAUGAGCGCGCCGUCAUGUGGAGCAGCAAACAACCUACUUCGGGUACAGCUUUGAUGGGGAAGAGUGGCCGAAAGCUGACUAUCAAGUCAGUUCUUGAUGUCAAGGACGAUAACCCUAUGCCCAAAGGUGCAAUCGCUGGUCAACAUUUCAACAGGUCUAUACUCAUUUUGACGCCUCAACGAGCUCUGAAGUUUACAGCGACCUCUCAGGAGCGCCAUUAUGUGUGGUUGACAGCGUUAUCGUUUUUGUCGCAUUCACCACUGAGCGUCAAUGACUUGACUGCAGUCCCUCCACCUCCGCCUCCUCCAGAAAAUGACACGUUGAACCAACCCACGCCGUCUCUUGCGGGAUCUCUCCGCCGGCGACCUAUCCGCGACUCGAUUCGCAUUGCAAAGAAUCCCAUGAGGGCUGGUCCAGGUCCAAGAUCCUUCACAACUGAUGGCUCCAUACCUGUCCAGGAUUCACGACCACCAACGCGUGACUUUUACGACCCAACGCAGGAUCCAGCGCUUCCACCUAUCAUUCCGCGACAUUCGCGAAAACGCAGUAACACCGCACCACGAGCGCCACCAAGUUCGUUCAGGAGCUUUUCUGCGAAAGACGCCACUCCUAGUCUGCCGGGCCCGGGUUCUACAUACUCGCAAAGUAUUCGCUCUACAGCAGUAUACUCGUCUGAUCGGGGGCUUUAUACGCCCAGUCUUGGCAUGCAGAGUAUUGUAAGCAGUCGCAGAGGCAGUGAGGCAAGUGCAUCCGGCCGGCCACCAAUCCCGGCAAUUUUCUUGGACGGUAAUCAGGCCAACACCAUGCGAAUGGACGCAUUCAUCGAGGGCAAGACAUCGACUUCCUCGAACCGCCCCUCUUUCAGUCUGCUACGGGGACCACCGAAGAAAAAGGACAUGGGCUAUUGGGGUCUUGAUCAAGGUCGUGACAGCAUCAGCCCGGUAGAUUCGCUGCUCCACAGCGAAAUGAUAGCAGCAAGUUCAUCGACAAGAGGCAGUUCCGAUUCGAGAGAUCCAUGGCGAGGCUUUUGAAGCUUCUUUUUGUGAUACCGGACCAGAAUAUCUACACCACUAUUUUACCGAUAAUGUUUAGGUAUGAAAGAGACAGAAAAAGUCGACUUUUAGUUUUGAUUCCCGAUAUUUCUUAUACAACAGUGGAACCACAGACCGCCACUGGACAUCUGCUCGUGCAUGAACGAGCUUGAAUGUCUGCGAGCGACUCGGAAAGAGGUGUUUGUUUCGUCCUGCAGCCGAAGGUUGCAUUGACUGGGGACAACUGUGCAACAGCGUUGGAGAAGAUGGAAAAGGUAGGGCGCAAGCCUACGAACUCUGAAGACAUAUAUGGGCGGGAAAGGCGUUUUCAAAGGUUUCAUCUGUUGUCUUCUAGUCUACUAUCAUACCCACUUCGUUUCUGCUUUGUCGGUUGGCGAUGAUGGCAAUAUGAGGCGUUCGAGCGACUGCCAUUCAAGGACGAAUGGCCGUGGGAUUUAUUCAAUUCUAUGAGGAUUGCAUCAC
This is a messenger RNA of Exophiala xenobiotica, 4913 nucleotides long. RefSeq lists its product as uncharacterized. The transcript has 2 exons. Gene Ontology annotation, molecular function: phospholipid binding; tubulin binding. Gene Ontology annotation, cellular component: cell cortex; mitochondrion. NCBI's taxonomy places the organism in Eukaryota, Fungi, Ascomycota, Eurotiomycetes, Chaetothyriales, Herpotrichiellaceae. The record is from RefSeq and is a predicted model, not a curated record. Bases 453 to 4430 code for a protein of 1325 amino acids. Gene Ontology annotation, biological process: microtubule cytoskeleton organization; dynein-driven meiotic oscillatory nuclear movement; establishment of mitochondrion localization.